Molecule: messenger RNA, 971 nt
Organism: Acaulospora colombiana
Lineage: Eukaryota; Fungi; Glomeromycota; Glomeromycetes; Diversisporales; Acaulosporaceae
Source: the annotation of a GenBank genome assembly
CCGACUUGGCCAUAAAUAUCGGGAACCUUGGCCUCGACCUCUACCAGUUUUAUCCCCCUCUCCUCCCGACCAUGGUCUUUGCCAAUCUCUCGCAAAAAGACAAGGAUGCGUUCUUUGCACUGCUAGACGAGUACUUUGAAUCACGACCCGAGUUGCUCGCGGGUCUCCAGGGUGCUUCAUCGAGUACACAUCACCAGCAACAGACGAGCGUAGGGUCCACCAAGUCGAAUGCCAGUGGCCAUGCGACAAACACGCAUUCAGCGACGACCACGAAUCAUCAUGCAGUGAAUACGGCUCCACGCCCUCCCAUGCGCAACUUUGGCACGAAUCAAUCGAACACGAGUGGUGGUGCGAAUGGAGCGACGUCGCCCGCUCCAUCCGUCACGUCUUUUUCGAAAGGAAGACCCGUUCCGCCUACAUCGAAUAGUGGUAAUGGACUUGCUAGUCCACCUGCAAUCCCAUCGCGUACUCAGACGCCACGUGUCGUCGAGCCCCCCGCGGAGGAAACGUCAGAAAGAGAAGAUAUUGAUGAAGCACCGGUUUCCGUGUCUAGUCGUAUCGCAGCGGCUCAGGCUGCUUUGGGAGGAGGGAUGGGAAAACCGCCCGUCCCGAAUCCUCGUCGCACCUCGGCCACGUCCUAUACCUCUCAAGGCUCUACAGCCGAGAAAGCACAGAAUUCUCCUCCUCCUAUGCCUGCUCGUAGUACACCUACGCGUGGAACGACAACAAAGACAAAUUCCACCCCAGCUGACUCAAACUCGAACGGGUUGGUGAGCUCGAGGGGGAUUGGUAGUAUCGACACGUCCUCGGCGGGUGCAGCGGCGAGUAGUGUGUUUAGUUUCAAGGGAGUGGGAAAGAAUGAAAAGCCCGCUGCGAACUUUGCACCUUCUCAGCCGACGUUCCCUAGGGCCAAGACGAGGGAUACGUUUGCUCCUCCGCCUAGUCGACGGGAAACUCAGGCGGCACAGCCU